This is a messenger RNA of Salvelinus namaycush (lake trout), 5571 nucleotides long. RefSeq lists its product as uncharacterized. The coding region runs from base 1 to 5571 and encodes 1856 amino acids. NCBI's taxonomy places the organism in Eukaryota, Metazoa, Chordata, Actinopteri, Salmoniformes, Salmonidae. The record is from RefSeq and is a predicted model, not a curated record. Gene Ontology annotation, molecular function: guanyl-nucleotide exchange factor activity. The transcript has 23 exons.
AUGUUAGUUGAUGUGGGAGGUGACUUGAAACAAAAAUAUAUCUUCUGCCCCGUCCCUCAGAACCCAGAAUCCCUGGACUCGUCCAUCCAGAGUGUCCUGUCGGCUCUGUUCCCGCCCUUUGAGGUCACAGCGCCCACCGUCCUCAGUCAGCUGUUUAGGACCAUCGAGGAGCGUUUCCACGGUGACGCACUGCACUGCUUGCUGGACUUCCUCAUCCCGUCCAAACACCUCUUGGAGAGUGUGCAGCAGGCGGCGUGUGCUGCAUACUCGGAUGUGCUGUUCCGUUGUGAGGGCUGGCCCCUGUGCCUCCGUGACAGGACCGUGAUCCAGCUGGCCCCCCUCAACCCUCUCCUGCUGCGCCCCGGAGACUUCUACCUGCAGGUGGAGCCCUUUGGCGAACAGGCUGCCCGCAUUGUCCUCAAGAGUCUCCUGGAGGAGGGCUGCCACGAGGUGGAGGAGACCCCCAUCCCCGACACCACUUACCCCUAUAUCUUUACCCUUGAUUGGCUGAGGGAGGUGAACGACGGACGCCAUGGCACCCCGCUGUCCCAAUGCCUGCUUUCCACCGACCAGGGAGUGAUGAAGGUGCCCUGGGCGCAAGUGGCAAUCCCCGAGUUUCUGGUCAAGCACAAGACCAUGACUACAUCAAGUGUUAUCCGGGACGUUCCGUUUGAGUCACGGCAGUUGCAGAUUCCAUCCUCUUCCGACUCUACCGCUUCCGCCCUUUCUCUGGAGACCAUGAUCCUUCCUGCCAGGGACGGGAUAUCUGUGUCCUUGCGACUUAUGGACGGUACCUCGAAACUAAUCAAGGGUGACCAUGAGAAAUCUGUCACCAAACCGCAUGCCAAACCACUAGUCAAGCCUGUGGGCUGGGUGUCGCCCAACACCUGGGACACCAGCUGGAACUACUGCGAGAUUGAAGGUGACUAUGUGGAUUUAGUGGAGUUCUCCAAGGAGAAAGAGUCUCCUGCGGGACGCAGUAGGACUCCCAAACCUUCAAAUCCUCCCCCUUUGUUCAAACCGGUCAGGCCCCCUCCUCCUAUACCACUUGGGAGCAGCACCCCCUGUGGGUGCACCCUCAGGUUUUCAGAGGAGCCUUGCACACCAUGCAGCCAGAGGAGGCUAGGGCAGGAGCCUAGUGGGCAUGAACUAAAGUGCAGGUACAGAGACUCUUACCUAGCAGCCCUGCGCAACCCAGUUCCCUUUGAGAGGGGGAGCGUAGGACUGCUAGCUGCUCUGGAGGAGUCCGGCCCCUGCGGAGGGGAGGAGUCUGGCUUCGAGGGUCACGCCAGAGGUCUGGGUCAGGAUCACUGGGAGUGCUGUAACCACUAUAAGGAGCCUAUUGGCGUGGUUGAUGUCUUUGACUGUGACUUCACCUCCAAGCCAGUUUGGAACCCGGAGGCAGUGAAAACCAUUGGUAAACACAAGGCCAAGCCCAGGGCAUUCUCCACUGUGUCCGAGACUGCCAGAGGAAGUCCUCUGGUCCAUAAACUGAACAACAGGAGCCACAGUGACAUCUGUCCAGAGAUGACCCCCGUCUGUGUCCAGGUGGUGCAGUGUAAGAAAAUCAAUGCCUUCGGCCUGGUGUCCCCCAAGCUGGAGAGGCGGCAGUCUGCAAAGAAUGCUCAAGAUCCCUCGCCUGGCAAAGUUGAAACACAGGCUACUGCACCCUCCAUCGGACCUGACACCAAACUCCAGAGUCCAAAGACCAAGCCCUCAGCGCCCCCAAUCCCACCCCCCUCCCCCAUACACAGAGCUCCUCCAUAUCCUCCCUCCCAAGACUCCAUCUUCAGAAGUAUCAGUGGGCUACUUCACCUGGGCUUCGUCAGUCUACCAGGUAGCAGAGACAGGGUGGGCAGGGCCGUGCUGGAGGUCCAUGGGAACAGGCAGGCCUGGAUGUCUCAUCUGCUGUCUGCCCAGGAGGUGUGUAAAGUGCUACUUUACCUCCACUCCAUCCCCAGAAAAGAGGUCCGGGACCUGGGAAUGACAGUGGUGAUCAAUGCCAGAAAGAUACACCCUCCCUCCCUCUUCUACAAAGCCCUAAUGAUGGUUCAGGAACAAGCCCUGAAUGCAGUCCAUAGUGUGCUGAUACUGGUGGAUAAAGACACAAGCCCUCGCCCUGAAAGACACCCUGGGCUACAGAUGGAAGUGGUGACCUCUCUGAAGGCCCUGCACAAGAUGGUGGAGGGACAACAGCUGACCUCUGACCUAGGUGGGAACUUUCCCUACAGCCACACUGAUUGGCUGCAGUUUCACCAGAAACUGGUUUCCUUUGUGUCGGAGUUGCAAGGGGCAGCCCAUUUACUACAUAGAGCAAUCAAGAAAAUUGAUGGUAAUCUCAAAACGGACACCGCCCAGGAUGUUCAGCUAUCUAUUCACGAUCAGAAGACCUCAAUGAAAGAGGUGCUGCAGGAUGCCCGAUUGGUCCCUUUACAGAGAGAAGGUGGAGCCAUUCUGACCAGAAUGAGGAGGGAGGAGUUUCGAUUUACCAAGUCCGACGACUACAGGGAUGCCUUGGAGUCGGUGACGGUCCUAUAUAACCAGGUGGAGGAGAAUGUUCACACCCUGGUGAUGAAGUCCAAUGAAUCACUACAGCAUCUGGACUUCCUGCUCAAACUCAGGGAGGCGGAGUCAAAUCUUAACAUGGCCAAGGCAUGGUUUGAUACAGAAGGAGAGCAAUGGCUGGUGUUCUCCAACUCCACCGAGGACACACUGGAGAGUGUGAACCAAGCCCUUCAGCGCUUUGACACCAUCCUCACUCAGGCCAAGGAGAAGAAACAGAAGACCUUGACCCUGGUGAUGGAGGUGGAGAAGAUUCUGGGUUCCACCAACUCCAACCCCGAGACUGAGGUUUUUAGGACCGUGAUGAACACGUUCAAAUCUAAUAUGGCCGACUUUAUGUUGCGCGCUGAGCAACAGCGUACCGAGCUUGACAACAUGGCGCAUGUCUACCGCUUCUGUGAAGAGGCUGCUGCCCUUGCCAAGGAAUGCAGGCAAUAUCUUGAGCAGCUAGAGACGGAGCGCUAUCCUGCCAAAGCCUGUCUAAGCAUGCUUAAGACCUACGAGGAGAGAUUGGGUGACUGCUUCUCGUCCCGACACUUCCAGAAGAUCAAAGCCAAAGCCUGCAGCGUGAGAGGCUCUAGGGAGAUGAAUUUGUGGAAUUCCACCUGGAUCCAGUGCCAGGAAGUCAGCCAGCGGCUGGGGGAGAGGCUGCAGCAGCAGGGGAAUGCAGCCAACAAAUACCAGCAGCAGCUCACAGCUGGCGGAGCUCAAGUGAAAGACAGGGUGUUGGAGACUUGGAAGGAGAGGGAGAAAGAGGAGGAAGACAAGGAGGUGGUUGUGGCCCCUUGCUCCCUAACCCAAGUCUCAAACUCCCCUCCAGGGGUGGCCGAUAUGGCAAAUAACUCAGGGAGGGCCUCCGUGGAACAGAUGGAGAGCAGAGACAGCCGUGCUAGGUACAGCGCUAACAUUGCGUGUUUUAACCUCCCUUUCAAAGAGGACUUGAAAGGGAGCAAAGGAGCAUCCCAGUUGGCCAAAUCCCCAGGCAUAGAGGGGGAACUGACACCAGCGGUGCCCCAAGAUGGAGAAGGUGGACCAGGAAGGCACCACAGCGAGACGGACCUCAAAACGGGGGAUCUGGUUGCUGGGUGUGAGGCGUUUCCAUGGAAAUGUGACACUUUGGGGGGAUCCCUGAGUGGGGGUUCCUGUAUCAGCUCUCCCCUGUCCUCAAAGUAUGGCUCCUCCCCCUUGUCGGCAAGACACUCCCAUAGUCAGCCCUCAGUAGUGGCCCUGCCGUCCCCCCAAAAUCCUUAUGAUAUCUCCCAUAAUGGAAGUUUCUGCUCUUGCAACUCCUGCUGUAGGACAAAUGGGGAAAGGGACACUGACAGAGAAGAUGGUGACCCCAUAGAGGUGUCUUCAGUGUCCUUCCUUGACCCCUGUGACCCGACUGGUGACAGGACCCAGAAGGUCUCAUCAUUGGCCGACACACAAGCUGAAGAUAAUGGCAACAAUGUUCUGAAGUUGCAGAGGAUCAUGGAGGAGCUCUUGUUGACUGAGAGGGAGUAUGUACGAUCUCUAGGUUACGUCCGAGAGCACUACUUCCCCGAGCUGGAGAGGCCUGACGUGCCUCAGGACCUAAGGGGCCAGAGGGGGAGCAUUUUCGGCAACCUGGAGAAGCUCCAUGACUUCCAUCGACACCACUUCCUGAAAGAGCUGGAGGGCUGCCUCCGAGAGCCCUUCAGGGUGGGACGCAGCUUCCUACGACAUAGAGAGAGCUUUGGUUUGUACGCCCUCUACAGCAAGAACAAACCCAAGUCAGACAGCUUACUCAUCGACCACGGCCAUGACUUCUUCAAGCAAAAACAGAUAGAGCUGGGCGACAAGAUGGACCUGUCAUCAUACCUGCUGAAGCCGGUGCAGCGGAUCAGCAAGUACAGCCUACUGCUGCAGGACAUGGUGAGGGAUUGCGGACCCCACCGGGGCCGCGAGGAGGCCGAAGUCAGGCGUGCCCUUGAAGUCAUCCAGUUCCAGUUGCGCCAUGGCAACAACCUGCUGGCCAUGGACGACAUACAGGACUGUGAUGUCAACCUGAAGGAGCAGGGGCAGCUGAUUCGUCAGGACGAGUUCCUGGUGUCCUUCAGGAAGAAGAAGUGUUUCCGCCACAUCUUCCUCUUCCAGGACCUCGUCCUCUUCAGCAAGACCAAGUGGACUGAUGUGGGCAAUGACACUUAUGUCUACAAACAGUCAUUUAAGACCUCUGACAUUGGGAUGACCCAUAACUCGGGGGACAGCGGGCUGUGCUUUGAGAUCUGGUUCCGAAGGAGGAAGUCCCAGGACACGUACACGCUGCAGGCCGGGAACAGUGAGGUGAAGCAUGCCUGGACCAAAGACCUUGAGCGCAUCCUCUGGGAGCAGGCUGUACACAAUAGAGAGAUUCGUAUGCAGGAGAGGGUGUUCAUGGGUAUCGGGAACAAGCCCUUCAUGGACAUCCAGCCUAGCGAUGCAGCCAUCAACGACAGGGCAGUCAAUUGUGCUCUGAUGGGAAGGGGCGGGUGUCCUGUGCUGCGGCCUAACUCCAUUGGCUCGGGGAGCUGUUCGUCGUCUUCCGGCAGCCACUCCUCUUCGUCCUCUGGGAGAGGGUCCCUGUCGUCCGCCGUGGAGGGGUACCUGUGUGGCCCGAAGCGGAGGGGGGCGGGGGGUCCCGGGGGGUACUCCCCGCCCCCUGGGGUCCUGGAGGAGGAUGACAUGGACCAGGAGAGCGGAAGUCAGAAUCUACUGAUGAACAGCUCAGAGUCUUCAGGAGGGAGCGUGAGCGGCUUCAGCAGCUCCAGCCACAGCUGUCACUCCGCAAUUGGUAGAGAGGCGGAGGACGCCUCCUCCGUGUGCGCCUCCGUCGUCAGCCUGAAGGAGGUGCUAGCCCACAGACCCGAAGCCAACCUCCACAAGGCCAAGAGUCCCACCCGGUCCACAGAGAGAACCACCUCGCCCUCGCUCCCACACAGACCACCAGCCAUGACUAAGGAUCCACCUAAGGUUCAAAAUGUGGCCAUUGGAAAGUCAACUGAGGUUUGA